Messenger RNA from Serendipita indica DSM 11827, 2163 nucleotides. Lineage: Eukaryota; Fungi; Basidiomycota; Agaricomycetes; Sebacinales; Serendipitaceae. The record is from the annotation of a GenBank genome assembly.
AUGGUUCCAAUCUUGACAGCACAUUUGCGUCGUGGAACAAUGGGGGACUCUACCGCACCUCCAAAGGCCACCGUUGGGCCGAGUCAGUCUUCACCUCUCAAGCCAGGCCGGCCAAUGGUCGAUCCAGCCAGCCGAAGCGAAUGGAGCGAGUAUGUCUACUCGGAACCUGAUAUCGUCAAGAGUAUCAGUAGCAAGGAGAUGAUUGCCAAACUGUGUCCUCACGUACACGAGGACUUGAGCUGGGGUAAAGCAGCGAAGUCACAAAAAUGCAAUACGUCACCACUCAACAUCGUGGAAUAUCUAAACGAACUCUCUGUCACAGUAUCCAAGACCAAACCCACUCACAGAUUCAAGUUAUUCUUUAUAGAGACGAGAUCUGAUGCACCAAAGGAUCACCCAACGGGGACAAUAUGUCGACCAGAUUUUGUUGGUUAUAGGAGAGAACCGCGCAGAAAUCUCACCGCCAAGACUAUCAAAUGGUCUCAAAUUCAAGUUACCGGAGAAAUAUUCGCAAAAGGUGAUACAAACUACGACACUCGGUCGAAGGCUGGAUCGUACGCAGCAUUCAACUUGCAAGCACGACCAGAUUUGGUCUCUGGGACAGGUUUAUGCGUCAAAGGGUCCGAUGUCUCGAUCUAUUUCAUCAACGCCUCGAGGAUCUAUACGUGCGAUACAACGUUAUCGACCCGCAGUGGCAAUGUCCCGCGGCUGAUCUAUGCCUUCAUGUGGAACCUCUACCAUCCGAGAGUGGAUCCAUCCUUCACACUCGAUCUGGGACCUCCCCCCGUUUUCUCCCUUGAGGUAACUCCCGACCUCUAUAAAGAGACGCUCUCAAUCUUGCGGGUCGGCGACACACUUGGCUGCCGCACAAUGAUCCUGGAGGACCCAAAAGACCCUUCUUUGGUCAUCAAGGAGCAAUAUAUCCAACCUCAACGAAGAUUCAGGGAGGGAGCGUUGCUGGACAAAAUCCACGCGAACGGGAGCCAUUUUCCCGGCAUCGUCCGUCAUGGUUACCAUGGAGAAGUUUGUGAUACAGACGGGAAGGUUAUUAGUACGGGAGAAGGCGACUAUAUUCGAGUCAAGACGCGUCUAGUUCUUCUUGACAAGGGCAAGCGGUUUGCAGAAAUCGAAACGCCUCGAGAGAUGCUGAUGAUUGCCUAUGAUGCCUUGGAAGUGAUACGCAUACUUCAUCGAACACGGCAUAUCUUGCAUCGUGAUAUCAGCUCUGGGAAUAUCCUCUUUCGUCCUUUAUCCGAGGUAGAUCCAGAAUUCGUUCCUCAGGAUAUUGGAGAUAUGUGUUUUAGCCAUUACCUCCUCGAGUCUCUUGGCCUGCGGAGUGAUGAAUCGCAAUCUUCGACGGUGAAACGCCUCGGCACGUCCCUUUUAUUGGCGGAUUUUGACUCCGCGCAAGAUAAAAUGAUCGAUGAUGCGGACGGGCGUAUGGCUCGGACCGGUACAUCGAUGUACAUGGCGAUUGCCGUCCGGAACAAUGGGGUCCUGCCCGCGAUUGAUGAGAUACCAUGCAUACCAGCCGUUCAUGAAGAUCUCCUUCCUCGCUACCGGGAGCUACUUCCAGAUCGACUUGAACACUUUCCGGAAAACGAAUCAGAGAUUAUCAAGGCCAAAGGAGUCACUUACGGGCGAAAAUUCGAACAUAUUCUACGAUACGAUGUCGAGUCGGUGUUCUGGUGCAUGGUCUGGUGGCUGCUCCAAGCCAGGCCAGAAGGUUCCGAGCAGGACAAACUCCAGCAAAAAGCCUGGCAGAACUUGAUAGGAGCCGAAGACAGCCGAUACGACGAUUAUAUUGUUUCACGCAAGCGUUUUCCAUUCCAUCCGGAUUAUAUCGACAUCAGCCCUUUAUUGGAGAGCAUGAGGGAGCACCUCCGAAUCGACCUUGAGUUCUCCAAGGACAAGAUCAAGCAGAAAGAGCCAGAGUACCUCUGCGAGGUAUUCCAGAGACUCAUCCUCAACUUCCUCGUUGAACAUCGGAACGCCGAGUUCCUGUGGCUACCAAAGGACAUAAAAUGGCGCGAUAUUGAAGGGACUCCAAUGGGCAGAGCAAUAAACAGCCAUGGACCAGAUCGAUCAGCCAAGCGACCACAUGGAGAAAUUGGACUGGAUGCCGAGACGGACAAACCACGGGCGAAGAAGCGGGGGACGUAA